CAGAGGGGAAGGAGGGGCGUGCACGCCUUUUCCGCCCUGAGCCCGGAAGGGUGAUGUGGCUGGGGGUUCGCCGGCCUCACUAUGUCUGCCAUUUUCAAUUUUCAGAGUCUGUUGACUGUAAUCUUGCUGCUUAUAUGUACCUGUGCUUAUAUCCGGUCCUUGGCACCCAGCGUCCUGGACAGAAAUAAAACUGGAUUGUUGGGUAUAUUUUGGAAAUGUGCCAGAAUUGGUGAACGGAAGAGUCCCUACGUUGCAGUAUGCUGUAUAGUGAUGGCCUUCAGCAUCCUCUUCAUGCAGUAGCUCGGACAAAUACCUAAAUUUAAUUCCCAACAGAUUUCAAUAUAAAAAGGGGACUUAUCUGCAGAAAAUAAUGGAAAGAAUGGUUAACUUUAUCUCUCAACAUUGAAUGAGAUAAAUUUCCAGCUGCUGUUUGCUGUUUUGUUAUUGGACCAAUGUUCUAUAAAAUUAGGGUGUAACCAUUUAGUUCUCAAAGAGUUUGUAACAAUCAAUCUCAGUACUGUCACUACAAUAUUUACAUUCUGCAAUUGUCAUUUUGUUGUGUCCAAUACCAACUUUUUGGUGAGGUAUCUCUGAAGCACAUGGUAGAAAAAACUGGUGAAUUAUUCAAAUUCCUUUCACUGUGAUUUGGAAGUGAUACAUCUUUACAGAAUGAGAUCAUAUAUUGGACUAGUUUUUUCUAUUGGGAAGAAAGUUUCAAUUUUUGUUGAUAAAAAUUACAUUCAUAUUUAAUUGUACUUGCUUUACCUCUGGCCACACCAUUUUGAGCAUUAACCAGAGUACCUCUACAAGACAUACUCUGUAGUUUAUUACAAGUUUUCAAACUGUUUAAAACAAGCCUGUGCAAUGCUAAGGAGGAAGAUAAAUGAGAUAUUACUUGAAUGGUAUUGGGGAAGUGUUCCUAUCUAACAUAAAAGGGUUUAAAAUAGCCGACUGGUAUAGUAGCCUCCGCAACCUCUCUGGUUAAGUAUGGAAAAAUGUCUUAAGCAUAAAUUUGACCAGCUAUCUAUCAUUCUCUAAAUAAAACUACAUUCUUAAAAUGAAAAGAGCAAAACAGAACGAUUACAAAAUAAUAAUCCUAUGUGUUUUUUCAUAUUUUAAUUAUCUUAAAAUGCAAACUGUAUUUUUGUUGUUUUUUAAUACAGCACUUUGAAUCUAGUUUAUGUUUUGUCUGUCAACUUGAACUGGAAUCUCCUAUGUAACUUAGUAAGUGAUGAUUGAUAGUUUUUAAAUCUAUUGAUCUAUGUAUUAUAGCAUAAGUGUCUUUGAGCUUUGAUAAUAAAGAAGGACCUUCAGUGAUUUUCAUCAAGGCAAGAGGAACGUUGGGAAUGUGACACACAUUUCACUGUAGAGCAGUUAUUAUAAGUCUAUGGUUCCCAUUUUUUAAGAUUCAACUGAAAUUAAGUGAAAAUUUCAAAGUGAAGAAGAACUUAAAUAUCAGCUAAAAAAUGCUCUUUUACUGGGUCCGAAAGAAGUAACACCUGCUUGAGUAUAGUUGGUAGGGUAAUAAUUUGAGUGUAAUAAUUUAUAGUUUUAAUUUGAACAUUUCACCUAAAAUGUUAUAUGGUGUGCUUGAAUGUGAUAUUGUUAUGUUACAGAAUUACAUGCUUAUGAUUUUGUAAUUAAAAACUGGGGAGUUAUUUGUGCCAGACCCUGUAUAUAGUAUUAAUUAGAUGUUGUUCUCAGCUGUUAAUUCCCUAUAAGAUAAAAAAGCGGGAGGUGGGGGGACCAACUAAAGAAAAGAGAAUUAUUUUAAAAAGUCUGCAGGUAGCUCUUCCUGCAGAAGUAAGGUAUAGAACUAAAAGCCACCUAUUUUUAAAAACUAAACUACUUGGAAGAAAUUAUAGGAAACACUUAAGAAAGCUUGGUAUGCAUUGCCUCAGUUUUGUGUUUUUGUUUUUUGUUUUGUUUCAAAAGAUAAAAGCUCUUACAAGCUGUCCAUAUAAUUACAUUUUUGGCUUAUCUAAAGCUGAUUAAAAGUGGUAUAUUUUGCUUUACACAGGGAAUCAGGCUAUGAUAAUAUUUCCUACUCUGAACUGUCCCUUGGCCUUCAUGUUAGGUCAAGGGACAACCCCCAAAUAAUACUCUCUUAUCAGCAUAUACGUGAUAUCCCCCAAAUAAUACUCUCUCAUCAGCAUAUAUGUCCAGCAGGUAAGGCACCUUUCUGGGUCUGGUUUCUUAGUGGCCAUCUGUUGUCUAGCUCUGUUGCCAACUAGACUUUCCAAAAGCUAUGACAACUUUUUAUAUGCUACAUGAACCUGAUAUUUUUUUUAAAAUGAAUAUUCUAAAUAAUUCUAAGACAAUAUGGCAUUUUGGAGGUUGUAGGUGGAAGAUGGAAGAUGAAAUAAUUUCUUCGGAAAAUUUGUGGUAAUAUAUAAACGUUUGUAUUCUAUAGAUUCUGGACAGAGUGGGAGGCAGCUUAUUUCUGACCUCAGCCUUUCUGACCAUUUGAAACACAGGUUCUUUGGGAGGUUGGAGAAAGAUAGGAUUCUAUGACUAAAAGGAAUUAGCAUUUUCUUUAUUGUUUUCAAGGAGCUACCACUGAAUCCUGUCCUAGAACCCAAAGGGCAGUGUAGAUAGCUUUAAGGCCACGGAAUAUUCAGAUAUUUCCUUUGUGGUCUUGGUGCGGUGGUAGAAUGCAGAAGAGGAUUAAGGAUCAGUUUAAGCAUCAGCGGAAUGGGCUGUGUCAGAGUCUUGAGCUGAAUGGGAUAACGGGCACUGAAGUCCACAGAUCCCUAUGCUUAAAUACUCUGCCUAACCUUCCUGGCUCUAGAAUCCUUUGAUUCCAUCUCUCCUGGAAUUUUUUUCUGUGCCGAUACGCAGUCCUCAGUUGGCCUCAUCUGUGCCAAUGGCAGGAACAUUUCCUCCUACGCAGUCUGAAAAAUUGGUCGGUCAAAAGGGCACAUAAUGUGUUGAAUUCCCUCUGUGGCUUGAAAGAGUUUAGAAUGAAGUCAAAUGUCUUCUUAAUGCCUGUGCUGCUGUCCCAGGUACUAUCCUGAAUGUUCUUACAUGUUCAACUUCAAAGUAGUCCUUUCAUGCUAGGGAUAAUAGUAAUAUGUCAUUUAUAAUAGACACUUCCAUCUUAGUAAUAUGCAGAACAGUCUAGUUUUAUCAUAGGACAAAAUAGAAGUUUGAAGUAACUUCAAGUUUACAAAGUCAAAAAUGAACACAUCUUUACCUAGUUUUGUGAAAAGACCUAGGACUUGUAAGUAGAACAUAUUUCAAUAUUCUUUCAAGAGGGAUUUAUAGAGUGCAUAUUGAUACCACUGAAGAUAAGUACAAAAUUUCUCCCCUCUAUUAGUUAUAAAGUAGUUGUUGAGAGAGGACGUUAUUUAUACAAAGUGCUAUGUGAUAGUGUUUACUAUUGAGAUAAUGCCAGGAUUUUUGAAGAAAAUGAAAGGGGUGACAACUCAGGGAUAUGAAGUCUCCAAAGAAGCAAUGCUGAAGCUGAAUUUAAGAGCAAUGUGAAAAACACCAGUGAUACAUUAUAGACUGUAAGUACCCAGCUUAUGCCACUUAGGAAUUAGUAAGACGAGCCUAGAAACAUGAGCAGAGGUUACAACCUAGAGCAUCUGUAUCUUACUAUCUAUUACCUACCUCAAAAUUUAAGUUGCAUGUGUGUUCCCUUCUGCCUGACCAAAAAACACACAAAAAAAGUGUCCUCAAGAAAAAAUAAUCCUUCCUCAGUGUAUGUGGUAACAAAGUUGAGUGUAUCUAUGCUAACCCUAAUUUGGCCCAGGAAUACAAUAGUAUGCUCUCCAGAGAUUCACCUGCUAAGAGAGCUAAAGUAACCAGUAAAGUAAUUUUAGGAACUCUUAUUAGUCACUCAUAUUCUAUCAAUUGCAAAAGCAGCCAUGAUUGUUGAAGCACCAAUAGCACAAGGAACAAACAUGGUUGUAUUGUCUACAUUUCCUGGGUGUACAGGAAAGAUUUCCAAUAAGCAAGGACUUGAUGCUCUUCUCAAAGCCUUUGAAAAGUUACUGCACCAUAGGAAGCUAAAAACAAGAAUGGAAGAUUCUUAGGAACCACUCUUUGGUAUCCAGUAGAUGUUCAGAAUAUAAGUAGCUAAGUAAAAAUACUCAAUGU
Pteronotus mesoamericanus is the source of this 4104-nucleotide messenger RNA. RefSeq names its product transmembrane protein 167A (gene TMEM167A). Gene Ontology annotation, biological process: intracellular transport; protein secretion. Bases 82 to 300 code for a protein of 72 amino acids. The record is from RefSeq and is a predicted model, not a curated record. NCBI's taxonomy places the organism in Eukaryota, Metazoa, Chordata, Mammalia, Chiroptera, Mormoopidae. The transcript is spliced from 4 exons.